AUGACCCGGACCCGAGCUCCCGCCGUGCGCAGCUCCGCCGUGCGCAGCUCAUCUGCCCCAAGCAGGUCGGCCCUGCCCUGCCAUCAUCGCUACAUUCCAGGUCGCUCCGAGUGGGCCAUUUCACAGGGGAAGUGCGGCACGUCCGCACUCAUCGUCAUCUCCCGUUCCACCAACAAGCUCGCGGUCUCUCCAGCACUCACCGCCUCUGCCUCCUCCUCUGUUGCCUUUGAGACGUCUCAGAAGUGCAGCAGCCCAUCCCCUGCCCGUUCCACCCACAAGCUCGUGGUUCCUCCAGCUCUCACCUCCUCUGCCUCUUCCUCUCCUCUUACCUCCUGCUGUUUCUCCAAGCUCCGACGCCAGAAGAACGGGCGGGCAGAGGAACGUGUGGUGGCAAAGUGGAUGGCAGAGGAACAGGAGGCGGAUGAUUGGGCGGCGCAUGAAUGGAAGGCGGUGGGACCGUUGGUUUUAGAAUGGGCAGCAAAAAAUCUGGCGAAGGCGGAACGGGCGGCAGAGGAAGAGGAACGGGCGGCGGCGCAACGGGAGGCAGAGGAAUGGGAGGCGCAUGAAUGGGCGGCAGGAGGUUUGAUGGUUUUAGAAUGGGUGGCAGAGGAGAGGGCGAAGGCAGAACGGGCGGCAGAGGAAGAGGAACGGGCGGCGGCGAAACGGGAGGCAGAGGAAUAUGAGGCGCAUGAAUGGGCGGCAGGGGGUUUGAUGGUUUUAGAAUGGGCAGCAGCGGAAAGGGCGAAGGCAGAAUGGGCGGCAGAGGAAGAAGAACGGGCGGCGGCGAGACGGGAGGCAGAGGAAUAUGAGGCGCAUGAAUGGGCGGCAGGAGGUUUGAUGGUUUUACAAUGGGAAGCAGAGGAAAGGGCGAAGGCGGAACGGGCGGCAGAGGAAGAGGAACGGGCGGCGGCGAAACGGGAGGCAGAGGAAUAUGAGGCGCAUGAAUGGGCGGCAGGGGGUUUGAUGGUUUUAGAAUGGGAAGCAGGGGAAAGGGCGAAGGCGGAACGGGCGGCAGAGGAAGAGGAACGGGCGGCGGCGAAACGGGAGGCAGAGGAAUAUGAGGCGCAUGAAUGGGCGGCAGGGGGUUUGAUGGUUUUAGAAUGGGCAGCAGCGGAAAGGGCGAAGGCAGAACGGGCGGCAGAGGAAGAAGAACGGGCGGCGGCGAGACGGGAGGCAGAGGAAUAUGAGGCGCAUGAAUGGGCGGCAGGAGGUUUGAUGGUUUUAGAAUGGGAAGCAGAGGAAAGGGCGAAGGCGGAACGGGCGGCAGAGGAAGAGGAACGGGCGGCGGCGAAACGGGAGGCAGAGGAAUAUGAGGCGCAUGAAUGGGCGGCGGGGGGUUUGAUGGUUUUAGAAUGGGAAGCAGAGGAAAGGGCGAAGGCGGAACGGGCGGCAGAGGAAGAGGAACGGGCGGCGGCGAAACGGGAGGCAGAGAAAUAUGAGGCGCAUGAAUGGGCGGCGGGGGGUCCAAUGUAUUUAGAAUGGGCAGCAGCAGAAAGGGCGGAAGCGGAACGGGCGGCAGAGGCAGAGGAACGGGCGGCGGCAGAAUGGAUGGCAGCAGAACAGGAGGCAGAGGAACGGGAAGCAGAGGGACGGGGGUUUGGCGCAUGGGCAGCAGAGGAAUGA
Molecule: messenger RNA, 1623 nt
Organism: Closterium sp. Naga37s-1
Lineage: Eukaryota; Viridiplantae; Streptophyta; Zygnematophyceae; Desmidiales; Closteriaceae
Source: the annotation of a GenBank genome assembly